Molecule: messenger RNA, 1365 nt
Organism: Raphanus sativus (radish)
Lineage: Eukaryota; Viridiplantae; Streptophyta; Magnoliopsida; Brassicales; Brassicaceae
Exons: 1
Coding region: 1-1365 (454 amino acids)
Source: RefSeq, a predicted model, not a curated record
AUGGCUCUGGCUCUUCCGCCAGAUUUGCCGGAUCCGCCGGAGGGAAACAGCGAUACGAUGGAGGCGACGGUGGUGUCUCUGGUGGGGGAAGUGAAUCGAAGUGAUAAAAAAAAUAUUGAAGAAGGGAAGAGGGUUGAGAGCUGGGUUCAGGCUGCUCAAGAUAAGAAGGUUCUGAAGAAGCAUAAGGUUGAGAUAUUGAAGAAGGAUGGAGCUAAUAUGGUGGAGAUUCCUGAUGAAAUCAUCGAGAAUGCUACGCCUAUGUGGGAAGACUUUGUCGUGGGGAAAUUUUUGGAUCAAGCGCCUCACAUAGCGAAGGUCCAUAUGGUGCUCAACAAAAUUUGGUGCUAUGGAGAUUCUAAAACGAAGAUUGAUGUCUAUGAUGUUAACCCCACUACUAUGCGAUUCAAGGUCUCUAAUCCUAAAGCGAGAGAGAAAAUUCUCAGAAGAGGGAUGUGGAACAUAGCAGGGGUGCCUAUGGUGGUUACCAAAUGGACGCCUACAGUAGAAGGUGAGGAUAAGCAAGAUGAAGAAAUUCCAAUGUGGGUUCAUUUAGAAAAGGUUCCGUUGCAUAUGUAUUCGUGGGAAGGGAUUAGUUUCAUUACUAGUCCAGUGGGGAUUCCAGUGAAGUUGCAUCAGGAGACCAUUGCCUGUUCUAAUUUGGAGGAAGCAAAAGUUUUUGUGAAAGUUGAUACUUCAAAGGUGUUGCCGAAGGAGAUCACGUUUACAAAGGAUUGGAAGCAGUUCACAGUUAAAUACUAUUAUCCUUGGCUUCCUGCAAGGUGUAGUUUCUGUGAGAAAUGGGGACAUGGUGAAGCUGUGUGUGGGGUUAAAGCGAAGGCAAAAAAGCAAAAUAGUAGUCCAGUUGUUGCUAGAAUGCAGGGUAGUGAAGUCAAAAGUCCUAAAGAGAAUGUAGUGGAGAAAGAAGUGGGGGAAGUAAGCUCAAGUAAGUCUAGUAAGAUGGAUAACCAAGAUACAGUUUUAGUUAAGGGAGAUGAGGAAAUUGUAGAGAAGUUGGGAAAUGAAUGGUCUGAAGUGUCUCCAGCGAAGAUUGGGAGGCUGCAGAAUAAUCUAAAUAGUACUAUGGAGAUUCAGAUAUCUGCUUCGAAAUAUUCUGUGCUCAUUGGUGAAGAGGAGGAAGGAGAAAUUAUAGAAAAGAAACAGAAUCUGGAUGAGGAUGUUAGCGAGGAAGAGAAUGAUGAAGCUGAGAAUCAAGAGAGUGAUCAUAUUGAAGAUUCUUUAUUGGAUCAACAUGUCAAAGAAAAAGUGAAGAUAGGGAUGCAAAGAGGAAGAAAGAAAGGUCAGAAAUCCAAAGCUCAAGAUCCUAACCAGGUUAAGAGCACAAGGGUUUCUCGCCGAAAGAACUAA